Molecule: messenger RNA, 1036 nt
Organism: Drosophila elegans
Lineage: Eukaryota; Metazoa; Arthropoda; Insecta; Diptera; Drosophilidae
Exons: 2
Coding region: 38-958 (306 amino acids)
Molecular function (GO): DNA binding
Source: RefSeq, a predicted model, not a curated record
UGCCACCUUGUUUUUCGCUCCGGCUGUUGUUUGUGCUAUGACCAUACGGAUUGUAGGGAGAAAUAUGUUUGUUAUAAACGCUCCCGAGGAAGAGGAGAAGUGCUCGGAAGCGCAGCUGGACAUCCUGCUCAAGAUUAACACCGGCGAGUACCGGCUAGUGAAGAAGAAUAAGCGCAGCUCCGUGUGGAACGUGUACCGGGAAAUAGCCCGUUCCGAUGGAACCAAGCUGAAAUGGAGGUACUACUGCAUCGGGUGCAAGCGGGUCAUGCAGUCCACAGGGGGCACAACCUCAAACCUCCGCAUCCACAAGUGCCAUGUGCGUUUCCUUAAACAUAAUGCCAAUUCCACCGGUGGCAAUGUCUCCUACAACCACGCCCCCGCGCCCACUGCCGCUGCUCAGGCGCCGCGCAACCAGAAAUCGACAAGCAAGCGACGUCCAACCUAUGCCACCAAGUGCGAUCGGUUCUACGAGGCCUCCACGGAUCCGCUCACCCAGUACAGCGACCUAGAGGACGAAAUAGAGACCCAUUUGGAGGAGGAGAUCGCCGUGGAGGUGACCGCAGAAUUGGAGCGUGACUUCGAAUCCACCAAUUCCCGACCCCUGCUUAAAUUGUUUUCCGAGGAUAACUUGUCGGCUGAACCAGAUUUGGAAGACGGUGAAACGGUGGAGAUGGAUGAGCAGGUGCCCAUCGAGCUGGACCUAACAGACAUCCAACAACCUGCGACGGACUUUAAAAAUGAGAAAAUCCAGCCCAAGUCAGCGGAAAACGGCGUCCAGUUCGACGCCAGCGCCCUGUCCGAAGCUGAAUCCUAUGCCAAGUCCUGGGCACACGCUUUCCUGCGGUUGAGCGAGGAGCAAAAGUUCUACGCCAAGCGAUCCAUAGAUGAACUUCUCGUUUUGGGGCGGCUAGAGCGGCUCAACAUUUCCACGGUUACAUCCUUGACCACAGACCUGUAGCACCUAACCGUGUGCUUGUAAGAUAUCUUCUUAGUCUAACACACUUAAUAAUACAGAAUAAAUUAUAUGCUUAAGCCA